AUGGCAACUGACUUUGACCCUUCCAAUGUCGACCUCAACACAGCUGACCCGGCCCAAGUCGUCUGCUACUUGAAAGCUGGCGGCAAUGAAUACAAUGGCCACAUGGGAGCACGUAUCUCGGCCAUCUUCGUCAUCCUGAUCUGUUCCACAUUGGCAACCCUCUUCCCUGUCAUCGCCCGUCGCUCACCGCGCCUCAAGAUCCCCGUGUAUGUCUACCUGUUUGCUCGCUACUUUGGUACAGGAGUAAUUCUGGCAACUGCAUUUGUGCACUUACUUGAUCCGGCUUAUGAUGAGAUUGGUCCCGAUAGCUGUGUUGGCAUGACGGGUGGUUGGGCUGAGUACUCCUGGCCACCGGCUAUUGUGUUGGCUUCUAUCACGGUCAUCUUCCUGAUGGACUUUGGUGCUGAGCUCUAUGUUGAGUCCAAAUAUGGCGAACAUGACCACUCUCUACCGGAGAACGUCAACGAUACAGCUACUGCAAGCAACAACAAACUCGAAAACAAUAACAACACCACCACGAUCAAAGCCUGGGACACUUUGAGUGACAUGGACUCCGUCACCGCCGAGAAAUCAUUCAAACAACAAAUCGCCGCUUUCCUCAUCCUCGAGUUUGGCGUAAUCUUCCACUCUGUGAUCAUCGGACUCAACUUGGGUGUUGCCGGAGAUGAGUUCAGUACCUUGUACCCCGUCCUGGUCUUCCAUCAGAGCUUUGAAGGCCUCGGUAUCGGUGCUAGAAUGUCUGCCAUCCCCUUCAAGCGCAGUAGUUGGUUGCCCUGGAUCUUCAGUGCUGUAUACGGUCUCACAACACCCAUCGCAAUCGCAAUUGGAUUAGGGCUACGGAAGACGUAUAACCCUGGCUCCAACACGGCUAACAUCGUCUCUGGUGUCUUUGAUUCUAUUUCUGCGGGUAUCUUGAUUUAUACUGCUUUGGUGGAAUUGUUGGCUAGGGAUUUCUUGUUUGAUCCUUGCAGGACUAAUGAUCGUCGGAGGUUGGCUUUCAUGGUUAUUACUACGAUUUUGGGAACGGGUGUCAUGGCGCUCUUGGGCAAAUGGGCUUAG
Messenger RNA from Talaromyces stipitatus ATCC 10500, 1059 nucleotides. RefSeq names its product high affinity zinc ion transporter, putative. Gene Ontology annotation, molecular function: high-affinity zinc transmembrane transporter activity. Gene Ontology annotation, biological process: zinc ion import across plasma membrane. The record is from RefSeq and is a predicted model, not a curated record. Gene Ontology annotation, cellular component: plasma membrane. The transcript is spliced from 2 exons. Bases 1 to 1059 code for a protein of 352 amino acids. Lineage: Eukaryota; Fungi; Ascomycota; Eurotiomycetes; Eurotiales; Trichocomaceae.